This is a messenger RNA of Lodderomyces theae, 1344 nucleotides long. RefSeq lists its product as uncharacterized. The coding region runs from base 1 to 1344 and encodes 447 amino acids. The transcript has a single exon. NCBI's taxonomy places the organism in Eukaryota, Fungi, Ascomycota, Pichiomycetes, Serinales, Debaryomycetaceae. The record is from RefSeq and is a predicted model, not a curated record.
AUGAAUGAGGAAGAUAUCGAGGUGUCACACCCGCGGAUACCGAAACCACCACCAGAAGGCAAGGUCUUGAAAACAAACAAACAUCACGCUGAUGACGAAGGAGAAUCUGAAACUGCAAGAAACACGAGGCUCAACGCUGCUCUCUAUCACACCUCCGAUGAGUCUGUCCUACUGUAUCGACAACAAAAUGAUUCGUCGGAUUUACUAGGCAGACUUUACUACGACGAUUAUGAUUCCCAUAGUAACUUGAUAUCACCCGAACUUUUAUCACCAACAAACUCACUUCCGCAUACGCCGUUGUUGUCACCAGCGCCUAACAAUAGCAAUGCUGCUGAAGACAAUGAGUUCAAUUUUGGCACUUCGCCAACCCCCAAAAGUGCAAUCUUGAACUCCCAGUUGUCUUCGUCCUCAACCUCUCUUUCAUCGUUGCCGAAAUCGGCACAGACCAAACUGACUAAACCAAGCUUAUCAAGAGGUGUGUCAUUCGACACUGGUGACGAAGGUCCCAAAAAAUCAUACACAUUGAAGAGAAAGUAUCCGGACUACAAAUUUCGACGCAACAACAAGACAUGGCUUGUGGGAUUCAAUAAUGAUGUCGAGAGUACAAAAGCCAUUGAGUGGUUAUUUGACGAAAUGGUAAUUCAUGGCGACACAAUUGUCAUUUUACAAGUUUUGGAUGAAAAAAAGCACGUUUCCAUUGAUAAAAUAAAAGCCAAUGCCAAUGUAGCCCAUUUUGAAAAACUCAAUGUCCAUUACAAAAAAGUUGCGUUGUUGUUUGAAGUUGUUAUUGGCAAGCCUCAGAAAGCAUUGAAAUUGGCCAUUGCCGAGUAUGCCCCUUCAAUGAUGGUUAUUGGAACACACCAUUACACUGAGCGCGAAAGCAAGCAUAGUCAUCGAGGGUUUUUGAGCAAGUCGUCAUUGUCGAAACAUUUUCUCGAAUGUGCUUUGGUUCCAGUUAUAAUUGUGAAGCCAACUUACAAUUACGUUGAAGUUUUGGCAAACCCAAUCGACUCAGACCAGUAUUUUGUCAAUUGGAUCAAGCGUGCAGCCGAAGGACAGACAGAAGGGGCAACGGCAACGGCAACGGCAGCAGGAGCAGCAGCAGCACUGGGCCAUAAUGAUGAUCAACAACAUUCCUCAUUGCAUCGAAAAGUCAAUUCAUUCCUCAGUCCAACAAGCUCAAGAAACUCUUCAUAUACCAAUUUGGUCAAUGAAGAGCGAGGACGAAGCAACCAUUCUCACUUGCUGAACCCGGUACAAAGAUUGGCUAACGAGAGCAGAUCUAGGUCUACUUCAAGAACGCGAUCAGCUUUUUCCAAAUUUUUCCGUAAAAGUGAAGAUUAG